Molecule: messenger RNA, 3573 nt
Organism: Cyclopterus lumpus (lumpfish)
Lineage: Eukaryota; Metazoa; Chordata; Actinopteri; Perciformes; Cyclopteridae
Gene: pcdh1a
Product: protocadherin 1a
Exons: 4
Coding region: 1-3573 (1190 amino acids)
Biological process (GO): homophilic cell-cell adhesion
Cellular component (GO): plasma membrane
Molecular function (GO): calcium ion binding
Source: RefSeq, a predicted model, not a curated record
AUGGAACUAAACUUAAAAGUAGUGCUGUUCUGGGUCCUGGUGCUGCACUGUGGCUCUGCUGAAGGCAGUAUCCUGUACCGGGUCCAGGAGGAGCAGCCUCCCAACACUCUAAUUGGUAGCCUGGCAGCAGACCAGGGCCUGCCAGACUCUGGUCACCUCUACAAGCUGGAGGUGGGUGCCCCUUACCUUCGUGUCGAUGGCAAGACGGGAGACAUUUUCACCACAGAGAUUCCCAUAGACAGAGAGACCCUGAGGGACUGUCGAUCCCUUGCUAAGGGUAAGCCCUGCUACCUGGAAUUUGAAGUAUCGGUGACGGAUCUGAUACAGAACCAGAGCCCACGACUCAUUGAAGGACGCAUUGAGGUACAGGACAUCAAUGACAACACCCCGCAAUUUCCCUCUUCCGUGCUCACCAUCUCUGUCCCUGAGAAUACGAACAUGGGGGCGCUCUUCUCCAUCCCUCUCGCUACAGACAGGGACUCUGAAAGGAAUGGAGUGGCUGAUUAUGCUCUGACUGCCGGGCCAGACGCAGCAACUCUAUUUGGUUUGCAGGUGGCUGAAGACAGGGGGGGUAAGCUCCCACAGCUCAUUGUCCUGGGCAACCUAGAUCGUGAGGUAAAGGAUUCCUAUGACCUCACCAUCAAAGCAGUGGAUGGAGGAAACCCACAGCGCUACAGCAGUGCUCUGCUGAGAGUGGUAGUCACCGAUGCCAAUGACAACCCUCCAAAGUUUGAAAGGGCCACCUAUGAGGCAGAAGUGUUGGAAAACAGUCCAGUGGGGCACUCUGUAUUACAGGUCAAAGCAAAUGACUCUGACAUGGGCCCUAACGGAGAAAUUGAGUACACCCUCCACCAAGCAGUAGACCCAGUGCCGAAACUCUUACGCAUUGAUCGCUCCACUGGCAUUAUCUAUGUCAAAGGAUCCCUGGACAGGGAGGAAAUCAGCAGCUUGUCCUUCUAUGUGGUGGCGAGGGAUAAGGGUCCUCAACCUAAAAGCUCCAAGACAUUUGUAACUAUAGAGGUGAUUGACCAAAAUGACAAUGCUCCAGCGGUGGAGAUUCGCGGCAUUGGUCUGGUGACACACAGUGAAGGAGUGGCUAACAUUUCAGAGGACAUGCCAGUUGGAACAGCUGUUGCUUUGGUGCAAGUGUCUGACAAGGAUGAGGGAGAGAAUGCUGUGGUCACGUGUGUGGUCGCAGGAGAUGUGCCCUUCCAGCUCCGCCCUGCCAGCGACUCAUCCAGUGACAACAAGAGGAAGUAUUUUCUACAGACCACCACUCCCCUCGACUACGAAAGGAUUAGGGAUUACCGAGUGGAGAUUGUGGCUGUGGAUUCUGGAAAUCCGGCACUGUCUAGUACAAAUUCUCUCAAGGUGCAGGUGACUGAUGUUAACGACAACUCUCCAAUAUUCUCCCCAACCAUGUUUGAGGUAGAUUUUUCCGAAGAAAAUCAACCAGGGGAGAGGGUUUUGGAUGUUAUAGCUUCAGAUGCUGACAGUGGCACCAACGCGGAACUCCUCUAUAAUAUUGUGGCAGACUCAUCCAUCAAAGGUCUGUUUGAGAUUGACCCAAAUACGGGCGAAGUAAGAGCCCGAAGCCCGCUUGACCGUGAGCAUAAAGAACGCUAUGAGUUCCGGGUCACCGCAGCAGAUAAAGGGUCACCUGUUCACAAAGGAACAGCAACUGUUGUAAUAAAUGUUCUUGACCGCAAUGACAAUGACCCCAAGUUCAUGCUUAGUGGCUACAGCUUUUCAGUUUUGGAAAACAUGCCUCCCCUCAGUCCAGUUGGCAUGGUGACGGUCCUGGAUUCGGACAAAGGGGAUAAUGCUCAUAUUCACCUCUCUGUAGAGCCUGAUGGAGGGAAGUUUGUUGUUCAAAAUGGAACAGGCACCAUUCUUUCAAGCAUCUCAUUUGACAGGGAGAAAGAAAGCAGCUAUACGUUCCGUCUAAAAGCAGUGGAUGGAGGAGAGCCACCUCGAUCUUCAUAUGUGGGCAUUACCAUCAAUGUACUGGAUGAAAACGACAACGACCCUGUAGUCACCAAGCCCUCCAAUUCUUCUUUCAGGCGCUUGUCCCCUCUAGCCUCCCCGGAUAGCCAUGUUGAGAUAGUGGAAGCUGAAGACCUGGAUAGUGGGCCUAAUGCAGAGCUGGUCUUCAGCAUGGCUGGUGGAAACCCUUACCAGUUAUUUCGCAUUUCCCCCUCCAGUGGGGAGAUCACUCUCGCAAAAGAGAUGACUCGAAAACAUGGCGGACUACAUCGUCUUGUGGUGCGUGUGAGUGACAGGGGGAAGCCUGCACGUCAUGCAACUGCCCUGGUACACAUCUAUGUCAAUGAAACCAUUUCCAAUGUCAGCUUGGUGGAGGCCCUAGUAGGACACAGUCUUUACACUCCACUGGACAGGGACAUUGCUGGUGAUCCUGACAAUGGUUUGGCUGCACAGCGUAGUAACAUUUUGUUUGGAAGCCUUGCUGGUUUGGCAGGUGUUGUCAUGCUGAUCUUGGUGGUGGUAUUUGUUCGACACCGCAUCCAGAGAGAAACUAAGAGUGGGUAUCAGGCUGGCAAGAAGGAAACAAAGGACUUGUAUGCACCCAAACAGGUGCCAAAGAAUGCCAAAGGCAAACGAGGAAGGAAAGGAAAACCCCAAAAGUCCCCAAAACCACUCGGGGAAGAUGAGGAAGUCAGCCUUCAAAAGAGUCUAAAGUUCAACCUUGAUGGAGUCAAUGAUAGCCCCAGGAUACACUUGCCCUUAACAUAUUCACCAGGAAGCCCAGAUAUAGGCAGGCACUACCGCUCCAACUCCCCCUUACCCUCCAUCCAGCUGCAGGCCCAAUCCCCUUCAGCCUCACAGAAGCAUCAAGCUGUCCAGGACCUUCCUGCUGCCAACACCUUUGUAGGAACGGGGGGAGAUGACAACUCCACCGGCUCAGACCAGUAUUCAGAUUACAGCUACAAGACCAGCCAACUGAAGUACAGCAACAAACAGCACCCCCAUCGGCGAGUGACCUUCUCCACCGCCAACCCUGUGCAGGACCUGCAGGACGCCUCUCAGCACAGCUACUAUGACAGCGGCUUGGAGGAAUCGGAGACUCCCAGCAGUAAGUCAUCUUCUGGUCCUCGCAUUGGACCCCUGACCCUGCCUGAGGACCACUACGAGAGGACCACUCCAGAUGGCAGCAUCGGAGAGACCGAGCACCCUGAAAACGAUAUCCGCUCCCUCCCUGAUGUGGCGAUGACCGGAAACUGUACAACCGAGUGCAGCGAAUUGGGCCACUCGGACGCCUGCUGGAUGCCCGGGCAUCCCUCCCCCGUACGCAAGACCAGGAACCCCCCGAAACUCUCCACCUUCGUGCCUUACCAGGAGAGAGGGAGCCUGGGUCGCCUGGCUAACGGGAGCACCAGGCCAGGUGGCGAGGAGCACCGGUCGCGCCUUCCGCCCUCCCGCAGUGCCUACUCCAACAGCGGUCACGACGCCAGUCAGGACUGCCCCCUAGAGGAGAUGCCCCUGAGCGUAGCCUCGGAGUUCCCGCCCACCUCCCCUACGGCCCACACUCCAAAAAGAGAAAUCUACCUGUGA